Exophiala aquamarina CBS 119918 is the source of this 1236-nucleotide messenger RNA. RefSeq lists its product as uncharacterized. The record is from RefSeq and is a predicted model, not a curated record. Gene Ontology annotation, molecular function: FAD binding. The transcript is spliced from 3 exons. Lineage: Eukaryota; Fungi; Ascomycota; Eurotiomycetes; Chaetothyriales; Herpotrichiellaceae. The coding region runs from base 1 to 1236 and encodes 411 amino acids.
AUGACAGCCCCAAUAGACUGCGAAGUCCUCGUCGUGGGUGCUGGGCCCGUGGGGCUUCUCACCACACUCCUACUCGCCAAAGCCGGGAUCAAGGCGAUCCUAAUCGAAGGUCUGCCAGAUAUCGACGACUCGCCGCGCGCAAUGGCCUACGGUGCAGCGGCGAUAGUUGAGCUGGAGCGAGCUGGAAUCGCGGCCGAUGCGCGCAAGGUUGGCAUGGAAGCCGAGGACUACGAUUUCCACCUGCGGUGGAUCACACUCGAUGGGAAGCUGGUCGCGCAGUUCCAACCCGAGGAUAGGAUUCCGGGGUCCUUUGAUCCCCUUAUCUGUGGCCAGUAUGCACUUGCAAGAGUCAUGCAGCGGCAUCUUAGUGAGCUUGGUUGCGCACAGAUACUAUUCAACCAUAAACUGAGCGAUAUAAAGGAAACCGACGACGGCGUGAUAGCGAUCGUCGAGGCUGGAGACAAGGUGAAAGAGUUUACAGCAAAGUAUCUCGUCGGCAGCGACGGCGGGCGGUCCAGCGUCCGUCGGAUCCUCGAUCUAGGCUACGAAGGCUUCACGCUCCCGCAGUGGUUGGUGGCAUGUAACGUCAGGUAUCCCUUCCGAGAGCACGGCUUCGAGCGAGGACAGUUCAUCAUCCACCCGGAACACUUCUGCCUGAUCGCCAAGAUCGACCCUACCGGUCUAUACCGUGUGUCGUACAAUGAGCAGGAGAAUCUCACCAAGGAGGAGGUCCUGGCAAAUGUGCACCAUAAAUUCAACGCGAUAUUCCCGGGACCGAAGCCACUUUCGAGGGAUGCGUAUAAGAUUGAGAAUAUCAGCCCCUACCGGAUACAUCAGCGCAGCGCGACUUCAUACCGGAAGGGGCGAUCCCUUCUAGCGGGGGAUGCAGCACACGCGUGCUCUCCAUUUGGAGGAAUGGGCCUGACAGGAGGAAUCUGUGAUGCAGGCGGGCUCGCAGAUUGCCUGAUCGGAGUGCUACGUAAAGGCUGCGCGGACUCCUUGCUCGACAAAUACGCCGAGAUUCGCAGGCAGAAGUACCAGGAAAUCACCAACCCCGUCAGCUACGGCAACACGUGUGCCUUGCGAGACACGGACCCAGAGACAGCAAGGUCUGCAGAACCGUUUCGAACCAUGAAUACCUCACCAGAAGCUCGGAGGGUGAUGCUAGAAAAGGCGUACUUUCUCGGGCGAGUUUUUUCCCCUUCCGAUGGAAGUAUUAUAUUGGAGAAUGACUGA